Messenger RNA from Chelmon rostratus (copperband butterflyfish), 4452 nucleotides. RefSeq names its product coiled-coil domain containing 102A (gene ccdc102a). The record is from RefSeq and is a predicted model, not a curated record. The coding region runs from base 336 to 2165 and encodes 609 amino acids. Lineage: Eukaryota; Metazoa; Chordata; Actinopteri; Chaetodontiformes; Chaetodontidae. The transcript has 11 exons. Gene Ontology annotation, cellular component: myosin complex.
ACGGCAGAAAGAGAGCAACCACCGGACGUAGGUUUGGCAGGAAAAAAAGGGGAAACCUCAGCUGCUUACCCGGGAUAAAAAUACAUUUUUCAGGAGGACAUAAGAGCGGUCUACACCGGUGCCCCCGAAACGCAGGGAAAUCUGAAGUGUAAACCCCCACCACAACAUCAGACAACCCAUGCACUACUCGCCAGAUUUACCUGAAUGGAAAAGUCCUAUUCAAGGUUGAUCACUGACUGAUGACGAGGAUGCUUUCCUGAAUCUCCCCACUCACAACCCUGACCCCCUUCAUCCUCCUGACCGUCCUCAUCCACACCACCACCACCUCCUCCAUCAUGAACCACACCCCCAGCCCCCACCUCUCCGAAGGCGGUAAGUCAGCCGGAGGCGGUCUGCUGUGCAGCCUGGGUCUGGGGCCCGACAGGGGGAUCCGCUCCCCGGACAGCCUCACCCACACCCCGAGCCCCACUGGAGGAACCCCCAGCUCAAGCCCCCCGCUGCUGCUGUCGCCCGGGCUGGGGGGCCUUGGUCUAGGGUCCCUAGGGACCAUGAGCGAGGGAGCUGCUGGGGCCGACUGGGAGAGCAGGGAGGAGCUGAGGCUCAGGGAGCUGGAGGAAGCUCGUGCCAGAGCUGCCCAGAUGGAGAAGACCAUGAGGUGGUGGUCGGACUGCACCGCCAACUGGAGAGAGAAGUGGAGCAAGGUUCGUGCAGAGCGGAACCGUGCACGUGAUGAAGUCCGUCAGCUGAGGCAGCGGCUGGAUACCCUCACCAAGGAGCUGACCAGUGUUCGGCGGGAGCGGCAGGAACUGGCCUCAGAGAAUGAGACUCUACGGCAGGAGACGCUCCGCAGCAACCACACAGCCCCUCCUCCAUCUGCCACUUCUCCAUCUUCCUCUCCUGCACACCCUCGUGGUGCUUCCUGCUCCUCCUCCUCUCCAUCUAUCCCUCCCUCCUCCCCUGCCUCAUCCUCCUCCUCUCAGGUCCACACUGACGGCAAGCUGGACAGAGUUGGGGAGGGACCGCCAGGGUCUCCAGAGCCAGAACCAGUGAGGGACGUGGACUUAGACAGACAAAAGAUAGCUCAAAACAAGGUGUUGGAGUCGGUCCUUUGUUCCAGAGCUCCAGAAGGGGACCCAGAGGACUGGGAAAGUCGCAGUGGUGUUAACCAGGCCAGCUCACGUCCGUCCUCCGGUCUGAGCCGGCAGGAACGCAGCAGGCAGCUGUGGGAGGACAUUAGUACGGUGGAGGAUGACACCAGCAAACUCAACGCCCUGCAGCUUCGUCUGGAUGAGUCCCAGAAGGUCCUGCUGAAGGAGAGAGAAGACAAGCUAGCGCUGAGUAAGAGCAUUGAGAGGCUGGAGACUGAACUCAGUCAGUGGAAACUUAAAUAUGAGGAGCUCAGCAAGAGCAAACAGGAAGCCCUCAAACAGCUGAACCUGCUGAAGGAAAUGCACCAGGAUGAACUCGGUCGCAUAUCUGAAGACUUGGAGGACGAACUGGGAGCCCGAACCAGUAUGGACAAGAAACUAGCUGAACUACGAGCUGAGAUGGAGAGGCUGCAGGUGGAGAAUGCUGCUGAGUGGGGGCGCAGGGAGCGCUUGGAGACGGAGAAACUUGCUCUGGAGAGGGACAAUAAGAAGCUGAGGGCUCAGACUGAAGACUUGGAGGAGCAACUGGCCAAGAAACGCCGGCAGGCAGCCUCUGCACUCGACACCGACCUCAAGGCCAUUCAGAGCGAGCUGUUUGAGAGAAACAAGGAGCUGGCUGACCUUCGUCAUGUUCACUCUAAACUGAAGAAGCAGUUCCAGGAGAAGACAGCAGAGCUUGCCCAUGCCAACCGGCGGGUGGAGAGCCAUGAGGCCGAAGUCAAAAAGCUACGACUGAGGGUAGAAGAGCUUAAGAAAGAGUUGGGGCAGGCGGAGGAUGAGUUGGAUGAGUCUCAUAACCAGACCAGGAAGCUGCAGAGGUCUCUGGAUGAGCAGGUGGAGCAGACUGAGAACCUGCAGGUACAACUGGAACACUUACAGUCAAGACUGCGGCGGCAGCAGCAGAAUCCUGGUCUGUUUGGGAAGAUGCGAACAGCCCGGUUCGGUCCUGAAAACCCAGACGGUCCGGCCAGCGACAUGGACGAGGACGAUGAAGAACUGCAGCUCCAGAUCCCAUGACAAACACAAACACUCACAGAUAUACAUACAUAUUGUGAUACAGGAUGUACUUUUAAACAUUCAACAGUCACACAAAGAAGGUGAAUAUAUUUGUUUUUGUUUUUGUUUUCUUUUGUUUUUUUUUUUUGGGGGGGGGUCUCUAUAGCUCCAGUAAUGGUUAUUUUUCGUAACAGGAAGCAGUAAUGUCUUCUGCUCAAGUUUAAAAUCGUCUCUCCAUCAUUUUAGGAACGAUUUAACGCAGAGUCCAAUCAAAAAGUCAAUAUCACUUUCAUCUCUGCACCGACACCUACAAAUUGAAGGAGCUGAUAUGUCAGAGUCUCACUUCUUUUGAAGACACACUCUCUCUCUCUCUCUCACACACACACACACACACACACACACACACACACACACACACACAUAUUCUUGGACACACUUGGAUAAACAGACACACAGCAACAAGAUCAAACCCAGCAGGAGUGUGACAGACAUUAACAUCCUUUCAAUGUACUCACUCACUCUCACCUCAUAUCAUCACAAGCAUUAAAGCUGUCCAUCUUCACGUGCUACUGUGUCCAAACAAGCCUCAAACACACAUCCACAUCUCCAGUAUUCAUUUUUGCCCAUAGCAGUCAGCUAUAAGGGAAAGGGCUUUCAUGUCCCUGAGCAUGACGUGAAGUGUUUUGUGGUAUAUCAAAAGGGAAUAGCAGUCGUUUCAGGAAUUGACAUGUUGCUGAAAUGGUCUGCCACAUUUUAAACAGUAUUUAUAAAGGAGAGUAUUUUCUAAAAGAGCCAAAACAGUCAAACAGACACGACUAAGUAAUAUGUAGUAAAAUGUAAUAAUAAUAAACAUUUUGUUUAUUACAAUACAAUAAUGUAAUGUAAUAAACAAAUGUCACAGUUCUUUUAGACAGUUUGUAUAUACACGUGAGCUAAGAGAAAGCACAACAUCCUUGUAAAACCAACAGAUUGAGCUUUACAUCAGAGGGAUGUGAUGGAUGUGGGUGGUAGUAAAAUCUCAAACUUUUUGAGAAGGGGGAUAUGUACCUGUGGAUGUCCACUAACAGACCAGUCGCAUUACCAUUUAAAACUGCUACAUUUCAAAACAAAGCUCGUUCAUUUCAAAGGAAUCUCCAUGAUCAGUGGAUUCACAGUCGAGGGCGAAGUCAUUCUGAGACAAUCUGAUUCACUGACCUUUGGAACGAACACACAGCCGGAGAGUCCAAAUGCUGUUGUAGCCUAUUAGCUGUGUCACCACCCACUUUUAUUCAACCUUCCUCUGUUAAAAGUAUAAACUGUUUUACCUUAGUGUCCCACUAGCAACUGAGCUAAGAAGCUUGCAAACUGACAGUAAGAAAUGUUGCUUUUUCCCCUUCGUUAACUCUUUACUGAAUGAAAUGAUCUUUGAGAAGAAAUCUCAGAGUGUAGAGUGGAGUAAACAGCACAGUGCAGAGAAAAUGUAAAGGAGAUCAGAGAGGUGAUGUGAUUGGCUAGCAUGUUCCCAGCUGGCUAGUGCGUUAGCAAUUAGCUCACUAGCUACAGUUUUUCACUCGCUAGAAAUCAGUGAUAUUGUUCUUUAAGAGGAGGUGAUUUAAAGCUGAAUCUUUAUAUUCAGUCUGUAUAGUCAUCAUGGUUAGACCACUGUCUUGAUUCUGUUGAAAUCAAAGCUUCCCUUUCAACUUUACAGUAUAUGGAAGUACAGUGUACACACCAGUGGAACCAAAACUUUCCAGACAGCAGAUGCUAGAAACACAUUCAAAGCUCUGUUCUUGUUGUGUUCUGUUCAGUGUUGUAAAAUAUUGUAAUUUUCCUGGAGAAUAAAACCCUGGGCAAGUAUUUAUGUCCAGCAGCUCCCUCAGGACUGUAUCCAGCCAGGAUGGAAACGCCUCCAAAGCAGCGUAUAGACCAUAAUGGGAUAAUGAAACACUCACUGAAACCCAGGCCAGUAAAAUUCCUGCAGGCUUAAUUCUCACAGGCUCCUUAUAAGAUGGCCCACGUAUUCAGCAGUAGGGGGGACUGAGGAGUUCAUUUGUACAAAGCUCAGUUGGGCGAUGUCUUCCGCCUGUGAUACAGCUCCAGUCUAAUAGUGAAUACAUGCAGUUGUGAAAGCAAUAAAACAUUCAUUUAUCAUCCACCACCAUCCAUAGUUACUCUUGCCUUGGUUUCAACUCUGACGCUAGAAGGGGACCAAGAUAUUUUUACUGAUCAGGAUUCUGAACUAUUUAUAUUGUCGUCUUUAUGGUUUACUUUUUAUAAAUGAUCUGUACCACAGUGGUUUUGUAUUAGCUCUAUAAAUGUCAACUGUAAU